ACGACUGCCCACACCCCAUUUAUCUGUCUCGGGCUGAGCGCAGUUGCCCAGCAGGGGUGCGGCAUGCUUUUGUCCCGCAGGUCAGGCUGGGGCAAGAAAAAAGAGUGUGCGGGUGGACAACGUUUGAGAAUUGCUCAAGUGCGGAUACAUAUGGGUGACUGUUUUUCCCAAACACCUUUGUGUUAAAGUGACGUCUGAUCCCCCUUCGACUUUCCUUUAAUGAAGCCCACAGGGCAAUAAAACAUCAAAGCUCCCAGGGAUCAGCUCGCAGGUUGGCCUUUCAAAGUUUGAGAAAGCACGCUCAAAGCUGGCACUGAUUUUAACCGGUCGCUUAUUUCCUUUUUUCUUUUAUAUUUUGUCUGCCUUUGCACUCUUUGGAGCUUUUUUGGAGUGCGCAGAGCUUUUUCUUCUUGAGGGAAUAAGAACAUCUGGGUUUGCAAGAACAGGAGAAAAGUAACAACCUUUGGAGCUCUGCACGUUUCCUGUGUUUUGAGAUUUAACUCUCCUCUAUGUUUCUGUGCGUUCCUGCUGGGUUUGCAGCUCUGCUUUAGUAAUGGUUCUUAUUCAGCAGGGGGGCAGUUGAGGGUAGACCCGAGGAGCUGACAGGAUUCCUGUUUAGUCCGCACAAUCGAGGGGAACUGAGGGCCAACAGCGGAUUCAGCUUUAGCUCAGCACAUACUAGCUAGAAAUGACCGAAAGGCUUGUCUAAAGAACUACCCUUGUGCUAAAAUUCCUGUUCUUGUGCCAGCAAUCCAACUGAACUUACCGAAAAGAUGGCAGUGAUUUUUUUUAUUUUCACCUUUACCCUGAGUACCCUAUGGACACAUGCACAAGGUUUGAGUCUGGUUCAGGUAAACGCAGGCCUCCAGGUUGCCAGGGGCCGAUCUGUAUUCGUCACGCCAGGUGAACUCAAGUUCCGCUCGACGGGGGCGACUGAGGCCUGCAAGGCGGAGGUGGUGGUCACUGAGCCCGUCACACAGAGAGUGGGGAAGCUCACGCCUCAGGUCUUUGAUUGUCAGUUCUUACAAGAUGAAGUGAAGUAUGUUCACAACGGUAGCCCACUAUUAGACGAGGACACAGUUAUGCUGAGGGUCUACAGGUUUACAGACACAGUGACUGUCGUUGAGACUGUUUUGCUUAGGGUCAAGGUUGUGGAACCUAAGAGAAGCUUAAUAGAGUUCGGAAGUGUCCCUCUAGUGGUUCCUGAGUUCUACGGGCUCUCCAACACCAUUAACAGCAGUGUCCUCAGCUUUAAAACCCAGGCUGGUGUGGUCUGCACCGUCCGUCUUCUUAGCUCAGAGAUCAACGUUUCAAUGCUCGGUCAACUGGUGGUUGAGGAUCACACAAUUGUACAGGCGUCUGAGGCUGGACCAAGAAUAGGGCGGCAUACUGAAACCCCCUGUCCAGGAAACAAGGCAUGUGACCACAAAACAAGAGAAGUAGAGUUCUUGAAGACAGAUUGUGCGGCGUUUCUCACUUCAGGUCUGAAGUACCAGCACCUCAGCCCUCCAUCACCUGAGAUCGAUUAUGUCCCCAUCAGGGUGGAGUUUAGGGACCAGUCUACACGAGCUUUGCUGGAGACUGAGAAUAUCUGGUUACCAGUACUGAUUCAGGGGGCCAUGCAGAAUCAACCGCCUCAUGCUGCCUUCAUGUCGAUGUUCAUCCUGGAGGUGGAUCAGUUCAUCUUGACUCCCAUGACGACCGCUGCCCUGGAUGCCAAAGAUGAUGAGACCCCUCAGGCUCAGCUGAUCUUUAACGUGACCAAGCCACCAGCCGAAGGAUAUAUAACUAAUUUGGAUGAUCACACCAAAGUCGCCUUCUCCUUCUCAUGGCAAGAUCUGAAUGAGAUGAAGAUUGCCUAUCAGCCACCAAAUAAUAGCCAUACAACCAGGAGAAAUUAUGAGGUUGAAUUCGAAGCCAUUGACGGCUCAUUUGCGGUAAGCUCUCCAAUCCUGAUGCACAUCUCUAUCCGUACUGCAGAGACCAACUCCCCUCGAGUCUCAUGGAAUAUGGGAUUGGAUCUGUUGGAAGGCCAAUCCAGACCCAUCACUUGGGAGAACCUACAGAUUGCAGAUAAUGACAACAUAGACGCUGUGACACUCAUCGCUAUGGACGGGCCUCUGAAUGGACAUUUAAGUGUUAGAGGUGGCAAAGGUUUCAUGUUUAAGGUGAAGGAUCUUAGAGAGGGGGUCGUGGUCUAUCACCACUCUGACAGCGACACCACCAGGGACUACAUCGUCUUCCGCAUCACAGAUGGCCGCCACAGCAUCAGACACAAAUUCCCCAUCUACGUGCUUCCAAAAGACGACACCCCUCCUUUUCUCAUCAAUAACGUGGCCUUCGAGGUCCAAGAGGGCGGUUCUGUUCGGGUGGAAGAGUACAUGCUAAUGGCCUCAGACUUGGAUUCCAGCGACGACUAUAUUCAGUAUGAGCUGGUCACUUUACCCAGAGCUGGACAGCUGGUGAAAAAAACGUCUAGACAUGAACCAGGUGUCCCAGUAAAGAGUUUCUUACAGAGGGACCUGUUUCAGGGCCUCAUCCACUACAGGCAUUUAGGGGAGGAAGUGUUUGAAGACUCAUUUGAUUUCAUCCUCUCAGAUGCCCAUAUGCCUCCAAAUCUGUCCGACAGACAUACGGUGGUGAUCCAUGUGUUUCCAGUGAAAGACCAGUUGCCUGUGGAAGUUUCUGGAACGGUCCGCUCCAUCACUGUAAAAGAAACCGAGGUUGUUUACAUCACUCAGAGCCAACUACAUUUCAGAGAUACAGAGAAUCCAGAUACGGACCUCAUGUAUGUGAUCACUCGUCCCUGUUUCAGUCCGGGAAACCCUAGACUAUCAGAUGCAGGCAGGCUGUUUUAUACUGACAGCACAAAUGCGAUGAAAAAAGACGCAAUGGUUCCAGUGCUCAAGUCAUUCACCCAGCAUGCAGUGAACCAUCACAAAGUCGGUUACAUGCCUCCAAUAGAGGAUAUUGGUCCUGACCCCCUCUUUGCACAGUUUGCAUUUUCUGUAAGUGACCAGCAGGGCGGCGCUCUCACAGGGAUCACUUUCAACAUCACAGUAACACCCGUUGACAACCAAGCUCCACAACUGUUCACUAACUUGCUGAGGGUCGAGGAGGGUGGUGGUAGUUUCUUGAUGGGGGAACACCUGUUGGUGCAGGAUGUUGACAGUUCAGAAGAUCAGCUCAGGGUACACGUGAAGACUCAGCCACAGUAUGGAAGAGUGGAGAUGCAGGGCAUCACACUGAUGGAAGGAGACAGCUUUAGUCUGCAGGACCUAAAAGCAUUGAGGGUCAGAUAUAUUCAUGAUGAUUCAGAAACCUUGAAGGAUAGCAUUGGACUCACCAUCACCGAUGGAAUCAACUCUGCGAAUGGAGAGCUUUUAGUUCAGAUCUUGCCUGUGAAUGACGAACCCCCAAAAUUAGGUUCAGAUUUAAGAGCUGAACUGUCAUGCAAAGAGGGCGGUCGCGUCCAGAUUACGGUUGAGUACAUCUCUGCUACAGAUGAGGACAGCGAGGAUACUCGUCUAACAUACAUGUUGGCCCGAACACCUGCACGUGGGGUUCUACAGCGAAAUGGAGUCACUGUGGACAAGUUCUCUCAGCUGGAUGUGCUCAAUGGACUCAUCUUCUACUUGCACACAGGUGGUGAGAUUGGUCCAGAUCCUGUGUCAGACACAGUUACGCUCAUAGUGUCUGAUGGAGAGGCUGGAAUAAUGGAUGGCUGUUGUCCCGAGGAUGCUCUACCCCCACCAGUCCCCCUGCACGGGACACUUCCGGUCUAUGACCUCAACAUCACAGUGAUGCCUGUCAACAAUCAGAUCCCUGCCAUAACACUGGGUGGUAUGUUUCUGGUAGAUGAGGGUUCCAGUGCAUGUUUGUGUGGGGGGGUGUUGGAGGCCACUGAUCCUGACACUCAUCCGGAUCAACUCCUCUUUCACUUGGUUACCCCACCGCAAUAUGGAUUCCUGGAGAACGUUCUCCCGUCUCCUGGAUUUGAGAAAAGCAAUGCUGGACUCAGAGUUGUUUCUUUUAGCCAGCUUCACCUCAGCUCAGGGUUUAUCAACUACGUCCAGUCAUUAAACCACGGCGUGGAGCCUACAGCCGAUUUCUUCACAAUCAGCAUCAGUGAUGGGAUUCAGAGAUCUGCACCAUUGCCCUUCUACAUCAUCAUCAACCCUGCCAACGAUGAAGUCCCAUCACUGCUGCUCGGCAACUUCUCAGUCAUGGAAGGAGGGAUGAAGGACCUCAGUCCUGAUAUUCUAAACGCAGUGGAUGUUGAUAUCCCAGUAGAAACACUUACAAUCACCAUCCUGGUUCCCCCCGCCCAUGGAACCCUGCUCAAUGCCAUAUAUGGUCAUGAGAUGAGUCGUUACAAAAGCUUGAGCCCCGGGGACCUAAACCGAACGUUGGCGGUCCUUUCUUUUACUAUGCAGGAGCUACAACAAGGAAUGAAGAUCAUGUAUAUGCACGAUGACACGGAAACCCUCAAGGACGCUUUCACCAUACAGCUGACAGAUGGUGGGCACACAGUCCAGAGGACUGCGUGCGUUCGCAUCAUACCAGUCAAUGAUGAAAAGCCACGGCUACUAAAAAAUGCAGGUGUUGAGGUCCAAACUUUGGAGAAAAAAGUCAUCUCUAGUGUGGUGCUAGAAGCAGAGGACCACGACUCUCCAAACAACCAACUUUUCUUUAUACUCAACGCAGGUCCUAGAUUUGGCCUUCUACAACUAUUGACAGAAGAAGGAUGGAUAGAUCUGAGUCCAGGUCAGAAUUUCACCCAGGAGGAUGUGGAGAUGAACCGCCUCCGGUACACUCACACUAAAAUCGUUGGCUUCAAAGGUCACGAUAGGCUUCAAUUUGUUCUCAGUGAUGGGGAAAACACAUCACCUCCGCAGACUUUCUUCAUCUCGGUUCGCAUCGUUCAAAAAGGCGACAUCGCUCUCAUCACUAAACCUGUAACCCUGAUGGAGGGAGAGAGAGUUACCCUCACCACUGAUAUUCUGAUGGUCACAGACGGUGGAAGUGCAUCAGAUGAGCUCAUAUAUACUGUAUCGGUUCUACCUGCUCACGGACACCUGCACAUGGUCCAGACUCCUGGGGUUCCCGUGUUAUCUUUCACCCAGAUGGAUGUGGCUGCCAACCGGAUGUGCUACACACAUGACAACAGCCGCUUCGCUGACCGCGAUUCUUUCAGCUUUGUAGUCACCAAUGGCGUGACCUCCAGAAGUGGCAGCGUUCUGUUCAUCGUGGAGCACAGUGACCGUAUCCCUCCCACCCUGAACAUUAACAAAGGCCUUCAGCUCACAGAGGGCACUGUGGAGAUCAUAUCGCAUGACCACUUGAAACUGACUGAUCCAGACACGGUUCUGGACAACCUCACCUAUAUCGUUACUCAAGGCCCACAAUAUGGGAAGUUGCUCUUGAGAGGAUUUCCCCUUUCAAAGCCACGUUUCACGCAAGCGGACAUUAACAACAUGGAUCUAGCUUACCACCAUCUGAACGGGCGAGCUAAGAUUGACAGGUUCACCUUUCAACCCACUGAUGGAUCUAACACGGGUUAUUUGGAGUAUGGACAGCUGAAGAGAGAGCCUGCUGUGUUCACUAUACAGGUUGAGAUAUUGGACAAGACAUCACCCAAUAUUGUAAACAAAGGGAUUCCAAGUACUGUGCAGAGUAUUCAAGACGGCAAACAAGGCAUCUACAUCACUUCUAAAGAACUUCAAGCCACCGACCCAGACAGCCCCGACGACACACUUGAGUUCACAAUACUGAGGCCUCCACAUUUCGGUUACUUUGAGAAUGCCCUCACAGGUGCCUACAUCAAAGGGCGCUUCACGCAGAAGGAUGUGAACCAGAAGGCAGUGCGCUAUGUCGUACCUGUGGACAUGGAAGUGACAUCAGACAGCUAUGAGUUCCAAAUUACAGAUCCAGCAGGAAACACGAUGCUUCCUGAAGUGAUGGAACUCAGGUGGUCCCGUGUGGAGCUAUCUGCUUCCUGUUAUCGCGUUUGUGAGAACGCAGGCACUCUCGGUGUGCAGGUGGUACGCAGUGGGAACAGCGUAGAUCCAGCGUACGUCGGCAUACAGGUGGAAGAGGGCACGGCCAAGAUUGGGAAAGACUUUACUCACAGUUCGGCCAGUCUUAUACAGUUUGAUCCAGGUGUGCACGUCAAAAUGUGGAACAUCCACCUCAAAGAUGACGGUUUGGAGGAGAACCAUGAGAAAUUUGAGGUGAUUCUAAAAGCUCCAAAAAACACAGUUUUGGGACAAAGGAACAAGGCCACAGUUGAGAUUGUGGAUCCUAGAAACGGCAUGUGUAAUAAAGAUGAUCUUAUUGUUGAAGAAGAUGACACAGAACAUCCUUUUCUAAGACCACCAAACGUCCAAGAGCCUGAACCAGCACUGGUUGAGGAAUUCACUCCAGACCCAAGAACCAGGAUCUUCUGGGACAACUAUCCGCAGAGAGGGGACGUCCCAUAUCGUACCCACUUUAACCAUUUCGGUGAAGGAGAAGCUCGGGAACAGACUUUUCACAGUCAGAGACAGCUGAGGGUUCUGGAUAGAAACAGACACAGAGUGCCAGAGGUGGAUAACAGAAAUCAAGAAAGGGUUUGGACGUUUCAUGGGCUUUUCCCAGUGAGACAAGAGGAAAAGGCGCCCAUUCCUCGUGUCCAUUCUGAACUGGAGAUCACUCCAAUCUGGUCCUGGUCUGGAUAUUCUGCUGAUUCGGAAUCAGUCGAGACCCCUCAGAGGGACUCGGCAUCAUUUGUAAUGAAUUCAGGAGUGCAACAACACAAGUCUGAGAAGUCUGUUAGUAUUGGUUGUCCAAAUGGCUGGACUCACCAUCGGAGAAACUGCUACAUUUUGGGCCCAGGUAUUGCUAGCUGGAGCAGCGCGCAACAUGCUUGUAUGCUGCUUGAAAGUCACUUGACAGGUGUUCACUCCAAGACUGACAUGAAGUGGAUGUGGAAGUUUGCGGGAAAGCAAGCAUACUGGAUCGGACUCACAGGCAGUCAUAAAAAGUGGUCUUGGACUGAUGGCAGACCUCUGAGAUUCUCAAAACUCAAGAAGGGAGCAGGGACCAACCAUCAGGAUCCCCACAACUCGACUGCCACCUGUGUUUUGGUCCAAAGUCAGAAGAUGUGGAUCCCAAAAAGCUGUAUUGACGGAUCAGAACACAGAUACAUUUGUUCAGCACCUGCACAAAUCAGUUAAAACAUAUAUUUAAGUUAUAAUUGUCAUUUUUGUAUUGAUUUGAAAUACAUUAAAAUGUGUUACUGAAGCAAAACAAAGUUUUUUU
Triplophysa dalaica is the source of this 7302-nucleotide messenger RNA. RefSeq names its product Fras1 related extracellular matrix 1b (gene frem1b). Gene Ontology annotation, cellular component: membrane. Lineage: Eukaryota; Metazoa; Chordata; Actinopteri; Cypriniformes; Nemacheilidae. Bases 774 to 7217 code for a protein of 2147 amino acids. The transcript is spliced from 37 exons. Gene Ontology annotation, biological process: cell communication. The record is from RefSeq and is a predicted model, not a curated record.